Daucus carota subsp. sativus is the source of this 880-nucleotide messenger RNA. Its product is annotated as cysteine-rich repeat secretory protein 55. Lineage: Eukaryota; Viridiplantae; Streptophyta; Magnoliopsida; Apiales; Apiaceae. The record is from RefSeq and is a predicted model, not a curated record. The transcript has a single exon. The coding region runs from base 33 to 812 and encodes 259 amino acids.
GUUGUUGGAGCAGCCUGCAUGAAAGCUAAAAGAUGAAGAAGAAUGUGCUCUACUCUAUAGUUUUCUUGCUUUUUCUCUGUACAAGCAGAACAGCUUCAGAAAGUGCUGAUUCUGUGGGAAAUUUCUGCAAUAACAGCAAAAAUAUAAGUAGCUCCACGGUUUCAGCCAAUGUGCAAAGCCUAUUAGCUCAACUAGUUGAGACCACAGCUAGAAAUGGCUUCGCCUCAUUAUCCUACGGCAAAGGAGAUAACACUGUCUAUGGUUUAGCACAAUGCAGAGGUGAUGUGAGCAGCAAAGACUGCUCAGAUUGCGUGCAAGACGCAGCCAAAAAGAUCGGUAAGGCUUGUCCGAACCAGGCGGAUGCAAGGAUAUGGUAUGAUUAUUGCUUCCUAAGGUAUGACACGAGGGAUUUUCGCGGUGAGGUGGAUACAGUUGGGAUUUUAUAUGCCAAUGUGGAGGAUGUUAAGGAUCCCGAAUAUUUCAAGCAGAAGCUUAGUUCAAUUUUUAACAAGACGAAUUCGGAUGCCUUGGUGCCUAGUAACAAAGGGCUUGGCAAGGCAGAGUCGAAAAUAUCAACAUUUGUGACACUUUAUGCCCUGGUGCAGUGCACCAGGGACUUGCCAGAGAGGGGUUGUGCGCGGUGCCUCACCACUGCUCUUACUAAUUUUGAUGGUUUCUGCGACAACAAGAAAGGGUGUCGGGUUUUGUAUAGCAGUUGUUUUGUCCGCUAUGAGGAGUAUCCGUUUUACUUCCCUCUUGAAACGCAGAAUUCCAACAUGUCAAAUUAUGUAUCAAAAGUUUCUAGGCCUUGAUAACUGAUAUGUAUAAGUGUAAUUGUAGCUCUGGAGAAACUUCUAUAUAUUAUUUCACUUGAGUAGUA